GGAAGGUAAAUCGAUAUCGACACCGAUAGUACAUCAAUGUUUUUGCAGUGGUUUUUCGGCUGUUUAUAAAUUGUAUUUCUAAUUAUGGCGGACCAGCUAAACAAUGAGGGCGGCCAGCCCACCCCGCUGAUGUCUAUACGGUUCGACCAGCAGCAGCCUGAAAAUGCGGCGGCGGCGGCAGCGGCAGCAGCCAAUGGGAAUGGGAAUGGAAGUGCCCCCGGCGAAGCCGCCGAGGACAAUAAUGAGGAUGCUGAGAAAUCUGCCGCCGAACUGGUGCUGCCCAAGGCCCUGGAGGACGUACUAGCGUUAAAGGAUCAACGGGCGGCCGAGUUCACUGUCGACGGCGAUUCGCAGGGCGGCAGCGGCGGAGGCGCCACGCAGGAUGGCGAGGAUGCCGAUGUGGGAGAAGAUAGCGAUGAUGAUGCGGAGAACCAUGUGAAUGGUGGUGGUGGGGAAAAGCCUGGUAAGCAGAGCAAGGCGGAGAAGAACAAAAAGAAGAAGAAGCGCAAGAAGCAGAACAAGAAGGUUCGACAGCAGCUGGAGUAUGAGCGCCAGCAGCAGUUGGCCCAGUUGGCGGAUGAGCAGGAAGCCGCUGAGCAGCAGAACGAAGAGGCCAAAGCCCCAGGCAGCGAAGAUGAACAGCCGGCGGAGAAGGACAAGGACAAGCACAAAGACAAUCGCAGCAGGAAAAAGAAGGAUCGCCAUGAAGAGAAAGAAAAGGACAAAAAGACGGCGGAUGCUGCCGAAGAUGAUGUGACCAUCGAAUAUGUCCCCGAAAAGAUCACCAUUGCCGAUCUGGCACCCAUGUAUCGGCAGUUCUACCGAGUCUUCGAAAUCUUUAAGCUCGAGAACAAGCCGAAGCCUGCGGAAAAGGAUAAAACUUCCCAGGACUCCGAUACCCAGGCAAAGGACAAAAAAGCCGCCGACAAACUCAACGAUGACGAGGAUGAUGACGUCGACGAGGACGAAGAACACAAGGACGACAAGGAGAAGCUGUCCAAGCGAAAGCUUAAGAAACUGACCCGCCUGAGUGUGGCAGAGUUGAAGCAGUUGGUUUCGCGACCCGAUGUCGUUGAGAUGCACGACGUAACGGCACGGGAUCCCAAGUUGCUGGUCCAGCUGAAGGCCUAUAGGAACACAGUGCAAGUGCCCCGUCAUUGGUGCUUCAAGCGCAAGUAUCUGCAGGGCAAGAGGGGUAUCGAGAAGCCACCAUUCGAUUUGCCCGCAUUCAUCAAGAAGACUGGGAUCAUGGAGAUGCGCGAGUCGCUGCAAGAGCGCGAGGAUGCCAAGACCCUCAAGGCCAAGAUGCGUGAACGCGUCCGUCCCAAGAUGGGCAAGAUCGAUAUUGACUACCAAAAGCUACACGACGCCUUCUUCAAGUGGCAGACCAAGCCGCGCAUGACUAUCCACGGCGAUCUCUACUACGAGGGCAAGGAGUUCGAGACCCGCCUCAAGGAAAAGAAGCCAGGAGAUCUUUCCGAAGAGCUGCGCAUCGCCCUCGGCAUGCCCGUGGGCCCCAACUCGCACAAGAUUCCGCCUCCGUGGCUGAUUGCCCAACAGCGCUAUGGGCCGCCGCCUUCUUAUCCGAAUCUAAAAAUUCCCGGCUUAAAUGCUCCCAUCCCGGAGGGCACCUCGUUCGGUUAUCAUGCCGGUGGCUGGGGCAAGCCGCCAGUGGAUGAGAACGGAAAGCCGCUAUACGGCGAUGUGUUUGGAACCAACAUAUUGGACUUGGACAAUGGCAUCGAUGAGGCUGACAUCGAGCGCAAUCAAUGGGGCGAGCUGGAAUCCGAGUCGGAAGAGUCUUCCGAAGAGGAGGAGGAGGACGGCGAGGAUCUCGGCGAUCAGCAGGAUGAAACCGGCUUGGUCACGCCUGUUGAGGGCCUCGUUACACCCUCAGGGCUUACCAGCGUCCCUGCUGGCAUGGAAACCCCCGAGAACAUUGAGCUGCGCAAGAAGAAAAUCGAAGCCGAGAUGGAGGACAAUGAAACCCCAGUUCUGUACCAAGUUUUGCCUGAGAAGCGCACGGACCGCAUAGGCGCCUCCAUGAUGGGCUCUACGCAUGUCUACGAUGUCAGCGGCGGCGGUGCGGCCAACAAGCAGCCACCAGUUCGGUCCACCACAGAUCGUGAGGGCAUUGUGGAACUGGCGCUAGAUCCCAGCGAAUUGGACAUGGACAACGAUGCUAUGGCCCAGCGUUAUGAGCAACAGAUGCGGGAGCAGCAGAAUCACCUGCAAAAGGAAGAUCUGUCCGAUAUGUUGGCCGAACAUGUGGCCCGUCAAAAAUCAAAACGCAAGCGACAACAAACGGAUCCGGCCAAGACCACAAAGAAGUACAAGGAGUUCAAGUUUUAGUCUUACGUCAAGAAAGAAACUAAUUUUCCAAUUUUGUGCGUUUUAAGUCGAGAAUGUCAUUAAACAUAGUAAAAAAAAUCAUGUCUAGGUUCGUUUUUUUAUAAGAACAGAAACAGAAAAAGUGUCCUGAAGACCGAUUUAUGGAUUGAUGUUUCAACACUGCGUUGCAUCCGUAUUUUGUUCUGGCUAAAAUUAUAUUAUACCCUCGCAAAUCAUUGAGUGAAAAACAGAUUUUGGUUUACUUAACACUUAGUUUUAUAUUUAGAUGUCAGCUCCAAUUGAAUAUGCCAAUGCAUCAAUCGAUACAGAUCUGUAUGUACUUAUGUAAAUUCUCUUUCAUUUAUUAUACUGCAGAGACUCAAAAUCCUGUUCCUUUUUAUAAUUUAAAACUGACUUUUUAGCUUUAAUUCUCAUUUACACGAUUGAACUUAUAGAAACUAAGAAAUUACAUUAGAGUUUUGCUGCGCGGCUUGUGCCAGGCCAGGGGUGGAUCUUAACAUGGCUAGGCGGAGUGGCUAAGCAGUGGACUUUUCGGGGCUGCUGAGUACUGAGGUGACCCGCUGCUGAUGCUGCCUCUGCUGGCUUAUUUAUCUCUUUUAGCUGGAGCUGGAGGG
Drosophila kikkawai is the source of this 2966-nucleotide messenger RNA. RefSeq names its product splicing factor 3b subunit 2 (gene Sf3b2). Lineage: Eukaryota; Metazoa; Arthropoda; Insecta; Diptera; Drosophilidae. The record is from RefSeq and is a predicted model, not a curated record. Gene Ontology annotation, cellular component: nucleus; U12-type spliceosomal complex.